Neogale vison (American mink) is the source of this 1524-nucleotide messenger RNA. RefSeq names its product keratin, type II cuticular Hb5. Gene Ontology annotation, molecular function: structural constituent of skin epidermis. The record is from RefSeq and is a predicted model, not a curated record. NCBI's taxonomy places the organism in Eukaryota, Metazoa, Chordata, Mammalia, Carnivora, Mustelidae. The transcript has 9 exons. Gene Ontology annotation, biological process: keratinization; intermediate filament organization. The coding region runs from base 1 to 1524 and encodes 507 amino acids. Gene Ontology annotation, cellular component: keratin filament.
AUGUCCUGCCGCUCCUACAGGAUCAGCUCAGGCUGUGGGGUCACCAGGACCUUCAGCUCCUGCUCAGCUGUGGCCCCCAAAACUGGCAACCGCUGCUGCAUCAGUGCCGCUCCCUACCGAGGGGUGUCCUGCUACCGGGGGCUGACGGGCUUCGGCAGCCGCAGCCUCUCCAACCUGGGCUCCUGCGGACCUCGCAUGGCCAUGGGCGGCUUCCGCGCCGGCUCCUGCGGCCGGAGCUUUGGCUACCGCUCUGGCGGCGUGUGUGGGCCCAGCCCGCCCUGCAUCACUACUGUGUCCGUCAACGAGAGCCUCCUCACGCCCCUCAACCUGGAGAUCGACCCCAAUGCGCAGUGCGUGAAGCAUGAGGAGAAGGAGCAGAUCAAGUGUUUGAACAACAGGUUCGCUGCCUUCAUCGACAAGGUGCGCUUCCUGGAGCAGCAGAACAAGCUGCUGGAGACCAAGUGGCAGUUCUACCAGAACCAGCGUUGCUGCGAGAGCAACAUGGAGCCCCUGUUCAAUGGCUACAUCGAGACGCUGAGGCGGGAGGCCGAGUGCGUGGAGGCCGACAGCGGGAGGCUGGCCUCGGAGCUCAACCACGUGCAGGAGGUGCUGGAGGGCUACAAGAAGAAGUAUGAAGAGGAAGUGGCUCUGAGAGCCACGGCAGAGAAUGAGUUCGUGGUUCUAAAGAAGGACGUGGACUGCGCCUACCUACGGAAAUCCGACCUGGAGGCCAAUGUGGAGGCACUGGUGGAGGAGUCUAGCUUCCUGAAGCGUCUCUAUGACGAGGAGCUCCAGGUGCUCCACGCCCACAUCUCAGACACCUCGGUCAUCGUCAAGAUGGACAACAGCCGGGACCUGAACAUGGACUGCGUUGUAGCUGAGAUCAAGGCUCAAUACGACGACAUUGCCAGCCGCAGCCGGGCUGAGGCUGAGUCCUGGUACCGCAGCAAGUGUGAGGAGAUGAAGGCCACAGUGAUCCGGCAUGGGGAGACCCUGCGCCGCACCAAGGAGGAGAUCAACGAGCUCAACCGCAUGAUCCAGAGGCUGACUGCUGAGAUCGAGAAUGCCAAGUGCCAGCGGGCCAAGCUGGAGGCCGCCGUGGCUGAAGCAGAACAGCAGGGCGAGGCAGCCCUGACUGAUGCCCGCUGCAAGCUGGCGGAGCUGGAGGCCGCCCUGCAGAAAGCCAAGCAGGACAUGGCCUGCCUGCUCAAGGAGUACCAGGAGGUGAUGAACUCCAAGCUGGGCCUGGACAUCGAGAUCGCCACCUACAGGCGGCUGCUGGAGGGCGAGGAGCACAGGCUGUGUGAAGGUGUAGGCUCCGUGAAUGUCUGUGUCAGCAGCUCCCGCGGGGGAGUGGCCUGUGGGGGCCUCACAUGCAGCACAACUCCUGGGCGCCAGAUUGCCUCUGGCCCUGUGGCCACUGGUGGCAGCAUCACGGUGAUGGCGCCUGACUCCUGUGCCCCCUGCCAGCCCCGCUCGUCCAGCUUCAGCUGCGGGAGCAGCAGGUCCGUCCGCUUUGCCUAG